Molecule: messenger RNA, 822 nt
Organism: Paramecium pentaurelia
Lineage: Eukaryota; Ciliophora; Oligohymenophorea; Peniculida; Parameciidae
Source: the annotation of a GenBank genome assembly
AUGAAUUAAUAAUAAAUUAUCCUACAAAAUUUAAGAGAACUCAAAAGAAAUAUUAAAAUCGAUUUACUUAUUAAAUAUAUUGAAAUUAUUGUAUAUUCUAUAACUAUUUGCUUUAUUCAAAAAGAUACUACUUUAUACAAAUUUUAUUAGAGUUCAUUAAUAGUUUUUAUCUAGGUAAAUAUACUUUUAUUUAAUAAAUUAGGGAAUAGCCUUAACUCAUUAUUACUCAUAUAUAAUUUAUAAUCAUAAAAAGUAAGUUUAAAAUUUUGGUUAUGAUUGGGAUGCACCAUUUAAUAAUCUCUAAUCAUAUGAUCCUGAACAUUUAAAUAAUAGCAUUAUUAUCUAUCACACGAAUUUUUUGAUAGUUAAAAUUUCUAAUUUAGUGUAUCAAACAAUAUCUUAUUUAGAUUUGAAAUCGUUCUCUUUAUAUCUACACCUUAUGAAGUUUAUAGAUAUUUAUAAGCAUCCCUUAAUUCUUAUUCGAAUAUAAUCAUUUUUGAAAUUGUCUUAUAUUUUGCUAGAAGAGUUUAAUUACUAUUGCUUCCCUUUCUAGGUGUAUUUAAAUGUUGUUUAUUAUUUUUAUUUACCAUUUUAAGAAGAAAUAAUCAAAUAAUACUAUAGCAUUAACCAAUAUAAAACGUAUCUAUCUAAUUACAAGAGAAAACCUGUUAGGAAACUGAAUUAGAUUGUAUAAUUUGUUUAGAGAAAAUUACUGAUAAAUAUAUAGUACUUUCAUGUGAUCACUUUUAUCAUAAAGAAUGUAUAGAUAAUUGGAUCACUCAAAAGCGAAUUUGUCCUAUGUGUAGAUCUCCUAUUAAUUGA